This is a messenger RNA of Triticum dicoccoides, 1282 nucleotides long. RefSeq lists its product as uncharacterized. The transcript has 5 exons. NCBI's taxonomy places the organism in Eukaryota, Viridiplantae, Streptophyta, Magnoliopsida, Poales, Poaceae. Bases 93 to 899 code for a protein of 268 amino acids. The record is from RefSeq and is a predicted model, not a curated record.
GAGUAGCAGUAACGCGUUACGAAACAAAAACUUCAGGACAGGAAGAGGGAGGGAGAGAGCGAGCGAGGGAGGAGAGCGGCGAGGCUCCGUCCAUGGCUGCGCCGGCGGAGGAGGCGUCCACGGCGCCGAGGAGCCUCCCCGAGGAGGAGGAGGAGGAGGAGGCGAUGGCGGUGCUGGACUUCGACAUGCUGUGCGCGUCCGUGGCCAUGUCGGCGGAGAGGAGGAAGGGCGCCGGCAUGGGGGAGGCGGCGGCGGCGUGCGCGGGCUCGGGCGGCGGAGAGGGGGCCGCCGGCGGAGGAGGGGUGCAGAGGAUGUGGGAGGGGGACGUCGUGAUUGAUUGCUUGGAGGACCGGCGAAUCGCGCUCGAGGCCGCCUGUUGCCCAUGCUAUAGGUUUGGCAAGAACAUGCGGAGAGCCAAUCUCGGAUCUUGUUUCCUUCAGGCAAUGGCUUACUUCAUUUCAUUAGUUGCUGUUCUGGUCAGCUUAAUUGCCUUUUCUGUAACAAGGCAUCAUGUAUAUCUAUAUGUGGGACUUGGUUCUGUUCUCUUGAUAGCAAUCUACACCGGUUACUUCCGAAGAAGAAUCAGGAAACUGUUCAAUAUCCGGGGGACUGAUGGCAGUCUAGAUGACUGUGUUCUCCAUCUGAUAUGUCCUUGUUGUACCCUGUGCCAGGAGGCAAGAACUUUAGAGAUGAAUAAUGUCCAGUGUGGUGUCUGGCACGGGCGGGGUGAUACCAUUUGUUUAGGAAGCAAUGGUGAAGGAAACAAGGCCUUCGCUGCUCUACACAAAUCACCAUUUGUGCUUAUAAAAUCCCCUGAGUUGUGUGGCAUGGACAGAAUAUCAAUUGGGCCUGAUGAACAUCAGCCGCUCGUCCCAUCAGUGCAACCAGAGCAGGAGUAAGGAAUUAUUCUGUACCAUGGCACAAUUCGAACAGAACAGGUGGAUCUCUCGUGCGUGUUAUCGAAAGGGGAAAAAAGGGAAGAAUCAGUGGAUCCCUCUGCGAUGAAAUCAUCAGCCCUGUGAUUCUCUGCCUGUUUGUUGUAUCAAGUCUGAAGAACUGGUUUGGCAGCAACCCAUGUAUGUUGAUGGUGGGCGUAAUUGGCCUGUUGUUGUAAACACCACAGCAAUAAUGUUCAUCAUGCACCGGAUGUGCAUAUGUGUCAUGAUGCUCAGGGCUUAUGUCUGAAUCCAAGUGUAAAAUUCUGUUGAUGCAACGAUAGUUGGCGAGAUUGGGCAUGAAUGGAAUCAAAUGUUCUGCUUCUUUGAUGUUGUUUCUUGUAAAA